Cheilinus undulatus (humphead wrasse) is the source of this 4627-nucleotide messenger RNA. RefSeq names its product zinc finger protein 687b (gene znf687b). The coding region runs from base 90 to 4385 and encodes 1431 amino acids. Lineage: Eukaryota; Metazoa; Chordata; Actinopteri; Labriformes; Labridae. The record is from RefSeq and is a predicted model, not a curated record. The transcript is spliced from 10 exons.
GUCCCUGGGCACGUGACGGGAAGACAGCAUUUUCAGCUGAAAACGAGCUAGGAUAGUCGGGAAUCGCACAUCCAGGAGUUAAUCCCGGUAUGGGGGACAUGAAGACCCCAGAUUUCGAUGACCUGUUGGCAGCAUUUGACAUUCCUGAUAUUGAUGCCAAAGAGGCUAUCCAGUCUGCCCCAGAUGAGGCAGAGGGACCCCAUGGAGCGGCAGGGACUCCUUUGGGAAAGACAGACAGCGUGGUGGGAUCAUCCUUGAGACCACCCAGCCCCUCAGACCCCCAGGCCGACACCUCCAUUGUUAGUGUGAUUGUGAAAAAUAAAGUGCGCCUCGAGCCUGCAGAUGGAGGAGAGGGAGACACUGAUCAGGACCCUAUUGAUGUGAUCGCAGGGGUUGAUGUGGGCCCUAGACUGGGUGCAUGUGCACCUGGGAUGGCUGAAUCGGAGGCUCUCAACCACAACGGUUUUGGUGCAUCUGGUACAUCCACACCCCUUCCCCUUAGCCAGUCCCAGUCUAACGGGGCGCCCUGGUCGAUGAACACCCCUAAAGUGUCUUCAGAGGUGGCAGGUGCUGGUGCAGCAAAGUCUCACAAACAGGGUGGAAAUAUUUUCAAUAGACUUAAACCACUUGUAGCACAGGGUUCAGGAGAUCCAGUGGGACGGGCCAGAAAGAUGCAGCUCCUUCAGCAGCAGCAUCAGCAGCAGCAGGAUACAGGCCAGGAGAGGGCUGAUGGAGUCAAAGCAUCUUUACCCUCAUCAUCUUCUCUACCAGCUGGCUCCUCUCCUCUGGCUACAGGUGGAUCUACUGGACUAGCCUCGCCUUUUUUUCCACCUUCCAAGCCUCUUCCCACUCCAUCCUCUGCCCUCUCAUCCCAUCCUCUGCACUCUACUCAGCCGUUUAACGGAGCCUCUAAAAGUGGCACUACUGGGUUUCAGAACCAGCAGAAUGAGGAGGAUGAUUCUGACCCUAGUUUAGGGAGUCCACUGGUGAUCCAAGAGAAUCCAGACUCCCCAACUUGCACUCAGCUGAGCCGACGUUACAAAUCUGACUCUGUCUCAGCCCAGCCUACAUCCUCGACUGCUUCGCACCCUAAACCUGGGGACACUCCUUCAGGUGCAUCACAAACUUCAUCAACACCCCAGUCUGGCUCAACAGAGAGCCCCCAGCAGGAAGACCGACAUCCAGAACACGUCAUCGAGGAGAGAGACUCACCAGAGAGUCCUGAGCCCGAGAUGCCAAAAUCAACUGCUCAAGGUGCUACUAAGAGGUGCUCCAGCCCUGCAGUGGCUUCUACUCCACCUCCUGCUGAACUGCGGGAGCCUAAAGAGGAGGAGGAGGAGAUGGAGGUUGGGAAUGGGAUUGAGAGGGUGGUUGAUGGUAAAGCUGAUAAAGGAGAAAAUGCUCAGACGAAUGAGGAGAAGAUGGAGGUUAAUGAUGGAAAGCAAAAAUCGGUGACAACUGAUGGAGGAGAAGCAGGUGUAACUGCACCUACUGCAACUGGAGCUCCAUCCCGACCCUUAAAAGUCAGAAUUAAAACAAUUAAAACCUCCACAGGUGGAAUCACCAGAACUGUUACAAGAGUCGCACCUAAGGGCGGUGCUGCAGGGAAAGGUUUGGACUCUAAAUCUCAAACUGGGGAACGUAAAGUGAUAGGAAACAAGGCCCAAAAACUCGAUGCUUCCUCUGGUUUAACAACAUCAUCCCAGAAAGUAAGUGCGCUGAAUGCGCUGCCUGUGUCCACACUCGCAGCCAGCAGCGUCAUGUUAGCUGCUGCCACAAAAGUCCAAAACAAGAUGGCUGCAUCUGAUAAGGCCAAGGUAUCUGCCACUGCAGUUAGCAUCACUAAAUCUGCUGCUUUGCCUGCAACUCCAGCGGUGGCCUCCUCUCCCAAGUUCUCAGUUGCUGCUGGAGGCAUCAGUGUACGUACAGCUACGAACAAGACAGCUAACGGAGGCAGCACCACCAUCAUAGGUGGCACCCUCCAGCCUAACAAACCGGCCUCCAUCGUCAACAGCACAGGCGCCGUCAUCUCCCGCAGUCAGUCCAGCCUGGUGGAGGCUUUUAACAAAAUCCUGAACAGUAAAAACCUUCUGCCAAGCUACAAACCGGACCUCUCUGCGCCUCCACCUCCUGAGUGGGGUCUCCCGCUCCCAGCAACAGGGUACCGCUGCCUGGAGUGUGGAGAUGCUUUUGCUUUGGAGCGCAGCCUGGCUCGACACUAUGACAGACGAUCACUUCGCAUCGAGGUGACCUGCAACCACUGCGCUAAGAGGCUGGCCUUCUUCAACAAGUGCAGCCUGCUGCUGCAUGCCCGUGAACAUAAGGAGCGUGGCCUGGUCAUGCAGUGCUCACACCUGGUAAUGAGGCCUGUAACUGUGGAGCAGAUGAUUGGACAGCAGGACAUUACACCUAUUGGUGGCCUGCUCUCCUCUUCGUCCUCCUCUCCUCCAGUCUCCUCUCCCUCCACCACCACCGGGGGCUCUGCUACCUCUGCCAACUCCAGCCCCAUGAAGGACGCUUCAGCUCCAGCUGCUUCAAGUCAGACUCGACCGGUCCGCCGCGCACCUCAGGGUCCCCAAGCUCUGAUGCCUCUGCCCUGCAAGAAGGCCGAAGGGCUGCAAUACAACAACUUCAAAUGUCCAGAGUGCCAAACGCAAUUUAACGGCAAGGCUGAGCUGGUCACUCACUUCCAGCAGAUCAGAGCAGCUCCCAACUCUACAUGUACGCAGUGCUCGCCUCCCAUGAUGUUGCCUAACUCGUGUGCAGUUUCUGCCCACCAGAGGAUCCACAAACACAGAGCGCCUCAUGUCUGUCCUGAGUGUGGUGGGACUGCCAGACAGGCGAGCUUCCAGACUCACCUGGAGGAAGCCUGUCUGCACUUUGCAAGACGCAUCGGAUACAGGUGCUCGAGCUGCCAGGUUGUGUUUGGAGGCUUGAACUCCAUCAAGUCCCACAUUCAGACUGCUCACUGCGAGGUCUUCCAUAAGUGCCCCAGCUGCCCCAUGGCCUUCAAAUCGUCCCCCAGCGCCCAGAGUCACAUUAGCACCCAGCACCCGACGCUCACAGGAGGACAGGCCAAAAUGAUCUACAAGUGUGUGAUGUGUGACACAGUUUUUACCCAGAAGCCCUUGCUGUACAUGCACUUUGACACUCAUUUAGCCAAGCAGAAGGUCCAUGUGUUCAAGUGUCCUGAUUGCACCAAGCUCUACGCCCAGAAAGGAUCAAUGAUGGAGCAUAUUAAGACCGCUCACAGAGGACCGUCAGCCAAACAGACAGACCCUCAGUCUGAUUCCUCAAACUCCACCUCAGCCCCCGCCAACACGUCCGGCUCCUCAGGCGUCAAAUCCAAAUCCUCCGGUAAACCCGACAACUCAGACGGAGAGGACUGGGGCCGGGACCAGGAGGAGGAAGAGGAGGAGGAGGAGGAAGAAGAGGAGGAUGACGACGGGGACGAGGACUACGAGGCUCCUGGGGGUAGCAGCAGUCAACCCGCCACACAGACCGAGUGGACCUGCCCACAGUGUCAGACCACCUUCACUGACAACGACGACUACUUGAGUCAUGUGAAGAUGGAGCACGGCAAGUUUCCGUGUCGUAUUUGUGGAGGCACGUUCAGCACGUCUUCCAGUCUGAGACGUCACGAGCGAGUCAUUCACGAAGGCAACAAGAGAGUCUUCCAUUGCCAAUUUUGCACAGAAGGCAAGCGCACCUUUGGGAGUCGGUUCUUACUGGACAAACAUGUGCGACUCCAUCACAGAACCACAGACGGACAGGGUCCUCCAAUGACCAGGAAGCGAGCAGCCACAGGUGGAGAAGGACCGGGCAGUUCCUCAGAACAGGACGGGGAGGUGGGACCUCCAGGAGGCCGGGGGGGAGGAGAAGACGAGGAAAACGCCACAGAAGAUGGCGAGGAGGGUGCAGGUCCCGCCAAGAGAACCAGGGCAUCCGUAGCUUCAACAUCGUUAGCAUCAAAUGAGCUGGAGGAGGAGGACAACAUUUUCCGCUGCGUCCCCUGCGGCUUCUCCACAGAAGACGGGGCGGAGUUUCAGCGUCACAUCCCCCAGCAUCGGGCAGACACCGCCUCCUUCCAGUGCCUGCAGUGCGGUGUCUGCUUCGCUUCGGCCGGCUCUCUGGGCAGGCAUCGCUUUAUCACUCACCGUGUUCGGGACACCCAUGGCGAGGCGGAGCGAGGCACGCCGCGUGCCCAUGGCUCUCCCGACGGCUCGCCUGCAGCCUCCCCUCAAGCAUUGGGUGAGGACAGAGAUGGGAAUCUGAGCUGCAGAGUGUGUGGAAGGCGAUUCGACAAGGCCUCAGACCUCAACACCCACUUCAGGACCCACGGCAUGGCCUUCCUCACCGCACACAAGACGGACAAGCCUCAGUAGAUGGAGGGGGCGGGGCCUCUGAGACUGAUAGGUCAAUAAUAACAAGAGGCUUCAGAAUUUGAAUGUUGAUCCUGAGAUGAAACUGCUGCUUCCUUUGCAGUUUUUAUGAACAGUUUUACUCGAUCUCUGGCACCUCUUCUGUGCAAUUGUUAUCGCAUGUUUGAUCAUGUUACGUAACUGAACUCACCUGUGAUAAACUCUCAAACCACCCCUCCCAGAGUAAAGCAUUUAUAUAUCAGUCA